AUGAGGCGUGCCGUGCUGUGUUGGGAAGACGGUGACCAAUUAGCGGGCGCGAGUGCGAUGGCGUCCCCCAUAGCAAGUCCCAUCCCCCUCCGUUACGAUACAAGUAGCCAUACCGAAAGCGACAUCAGAAGACGCGACACACCUCUCCCGCAGUACGAGAAAACGCAAUCCGCGCCCUCCUUCACCCUGAACCUGCAAGAAGACAAAAGCAAUCCAGGCCGUUUCCAACUCGUCGUCAACAUCGAUCCCAAGCACCAGAUUCCGCCGGGCGAUGUGUCUCAGAGGACUCCCACGCUUACCAAAGAUGCAACUCCCCUUCCCUCGUCAGUGCUGUACCAAACGCAGAAGACUAGCCCGCCUACAAGCCCGGUGCAGGAUAAGCAUGGCUGGACGGACCUCAAUACGCUUCCGUCUGAGUUUCUGCAGAAUGUGGUGCCGGAUUGGAAUGUGACGUUCUCGCGCAGCGACUCGACGGCGUCGACGCAGUCUAAGACGUUGGCGGAUAUCAAGGCGAGGAUUAAGAGGAAGGGCAGGGGGUAUGUUGUGAGGCUGUUGAAGGGGUCUAGUCUGGAUCCUGGAGAUGUUGCGGAGGUCGAUUUGGGGCAGAGUGUUGGCGGUGGGGACGGUGCGCCGCUGGAGUUGGAUGCGAGUCCACUAAGGGCGGAGCUGGACGGUGGGCGGGUUGGGGAUUCUGUGAAGAUGGAGGACCCUUCGACUGGCGAGAGCGUGAUCGGGCGACCAGAUGUUUUCGAAAUCGGCACGUCCAACGAGCCGGGUGUGGAGAGAUCGCCGUCGGCCUUGAAUAGCAGAACAGAUCACCAACCGUCGUAUCAAACGCUCGCGAGCCGUGUUUCAACACGGUCCGUCGUCGAUGAAAGUCUGAGCGACGCCGAAACUCUGAUUCCAGAAGUCCGUUCCAUUGGCGGCCGCAUGGACGACGACGAGACAGACUGUGAGCCGUUCUCGAGACGCAGCUCCCUCUUCCCCGUGAGGACAAAUUCAGCGUCGAGUAUUGUGAAGACGCCGACUCGAGGACUGUCUGUCGUGGGUCCGGUGCGAAGGGUAGAGAAAAGCAGCCGCAUUCGAUUGAAAGGAAACGCGGAACUGGGUCGAUCUGGUGCGCACAAAUCUAUCAAGCGCCACUCACCGCAAAAUUCGGUUAUGUUUGCUUUACCCAGCAAGCCUGUUCAGGAUGCCCAUGUUGGUCUCCGACAACGACUUCGCACUGCUUCGCGAAACAGUGAGCAGCAAAACCUUGCACCGCAAGAAAAUAGUACUUGGCAGCAUACCAUACGGGAAAGCGUUGAAAGGAAGCCAGGCCAUUCGCGUCGUUCCUCUGUAGACGAUGUUCGUCUCGCAUCGAAGCCCAAAGGUAAGUUGCGGCUUCAAACAAAUAUUGCGCGUCCAGCAUCUGCAAAUACAUCCCCGAUAACCAGGCGAAAAAAGUCACCGAGAGUUUACAAAUCCUCAUCAUCUUCUUCGUCGAUGGCGAGUUCUCCUGAGACCCAGGGGCGUGGGCAGUCGUCGAGGUGGUCCGAGGUCGACGGUCCAGACGAGCUGCGAGAAGCGCUUCAGAAGGUCCUCGAGACUGCUCCUCAGAGCAUCCAACGCAUAGGAGAGACUUCUGAAAGGUCGGUACCGAGGAUUGUAAAGCCGGACGAUGAGCUCAAUGUAGGUGAAAUACCAUUGCCAGCAGAACUAGAGAUACGGCCUAUGAUCGUUAGCACGAAGAGUUCCAUGAUGACGUUCUGGGGCCUUGCGCUCAGUGCGUUGACGGAGAAACUUCACGAUGGAUUUACGGUGCUGCGGGACAGCUAUGGGGCUGAGCCUCGAGUUCCACCGGGACAUGUUCGUGUUCGAUGGACGUGUUCUUGUGGCGACAAUUUGUACGACGACUUCAUUGAGCGUCGGCCUGGUGCUGCACGUCUUCUCGAGGCGUAUCUCAACCGGCCUCAGGCCCAUGUGUCGAGCCCUAGCAGUCGGAGCAGCACUGCGACAUCAAUGUUCUCCGUCUUCGACACAACAAGCAGAGCCUCUACGCUUGCAACACCCUCAUCGACGUACGGUGGUUCGUCACCAUGGGGUAGAAGCGAUGGUACUUCCAAGCCCACGCCACCACGGCUCAGUACUAGCAGCCCCUUCAGCGUACGCAUCGGAUCGUACGCCGAAGAAUCAUGGCUCCUUACGUGUGCCAACGAAGGUCGCUUCACGCCGAAGAUCGUGCAUCUCGACGUCAACGAAGCGCGCAUCCGAAGUGACAGAGACCUGGCACUGGUCUUGCGCGAGCACUACGACCAGAUCAACCGCCGGUGGCUCAGCUGGGCACGCCUCCGCAGUCUGACGACGAUCGAGUUUGUUCAGUUCGAAGUCCACCGUAACCGCUUUGCUGACAUCCGCGCCGCACCUUCCAUGCCGCCCGUAUCUGCCACUUCCGCAGCUCCAGUCUCGCCAACGAAUGAGAAGUCUCAAACUCCUUCGCACCAGCCGUACAACUUCGAGCCCAUCGAUCUGCUCCCACCGGUUGGUAGUACGUAUCUUCUUCAUCUAUUCAAGCAUCCGACGGACUACGACGGCGAACUCAUCACGUACCUGCGUUGUCCCAAACGGCGGCAACGUCUGGAGUUUGGCAUGGGAUGGGGCAUCAAUCUUGUAGAAGGGUUCUUGCCGCAACGUGUUUGGGCAGUCGCUGUGGUGAUGGGUGUUGGGAGUGCAGUGUUUGCUAUACUUUGGACGAUCAAGAAUGGUGAUAUUCAGGGCGCGUUUGGCGUCGCUGGGUGGGUGUUGGGGACUACAGGGUUGCUGAUGGGGGCGAUGCAGGCGUGGCUGGACUAG
Messenger RNA from Dothidotthia symphoricarpi CBS 119687, 2832 nucleotides. RefSeq lists its product as uncharacterized. Bases 1 to 2832 code for a protein of 943 amino acids. NCBI's taxonomy places the organism in Eukaryota, Fungi, Ascomycota, Dothideomycetes, Pleosporales, Dothidotthiaceae. The record is from RefSeq and is a predicted model, not a curated record. The transcript has 3 exons.